This is a messenger RNA of Rhagoletis zephyria (snowberry fruit fly), 600 nucleotides long. RefSeq lists its product as uncharacterized. NCBI's taxonomy places the organism in Eukaryota, Metazoa, Arthropoda, Insecta, Diptera, Tephritidae. The record is from RefSeq and is a predicted model, not a curated record.
UGUUUUUCUUCUGCGCCAAUUUGCAUAUCAAAUUGUCAACAUAUGAGUGAAGCAAUGGACUCCAAUGAUUCCUCAGACUUCGUUAGCCCAAGCGGUAGCAACAUUGGAACGAAGAAGCGGGUUCGAAAACUGAAGGAAAAGUGGACAAACGAGCAAACGGAGAGGCUGGUGCAAGAAGUAGAAGCAAGAGAAGGCACAUGGAAUUUUCUUUCCACUGAAUACAGGGACAGGAAUAUGCGAGAGGCUCAAUGGCAAGAUGUAGCGGAUAUUUUGAAGAUGCCGCGAUCGGAAGUUUCAGCCAAGUGGAACAGUCUUCGCUGCUCUUUCCGCGCGGCCUUCAACAGAAAAGGACACACCAAAACUGAGCAAGGAGCAGGAAGAGCGACUGCAAUGACUCCGCUUUACAAUUCGCUCAAAUUUCUCGAACCGACGUUGCGAAUUGAGGCCAGCACAACAUCAAAUUUAGGAAAUAAGUGCCCGUCGCCGCUGAACUCAUCUGGAUCCCCAGGUGAGGCUGAAAUUAAUGUGGAGUCUGACGAUUCGCAGCCAACGCCAUCAACAUCACGGGCAGCGGUAGUACAACGUCGUCGAGGUUGUUGA